AUGUCUCAUCAGCUGACUGCAGAGCAGCAGCGAAAGAUUGAGGAGAACCGGCGGAGGGCUUUGGAGAGACGAGCCCAGAGACUUGCAGAGGCUGGAAGCACCAGUACUUCAGCAGGCUUCAACAGCACUUCAGCUCCGAGGCACGUUCCACCGCCUCAAAAACAACCACAUGGAUCUAGCUGCCAGAAUCAAGGCCCAACACAUCAAAAGUCAUCUAGUAAAGACAACCACGUCAACCAGAGCAGUCUGUGUAACUCUGCUUCUUCAAGACAGAUCCAAGUUAUUGACCCACUUCCUCAGACAAAGACUCAGCAAGUGAGCAGCCCCGUCUUGUUCAGUGUAGGAAAGGCGUUUGGCAAAUCAGCUCAGCCCAAACCUAACCUCGGCUCCAGCAGCUCUGCCGGUGCAUCUGGCUCAUUCUACAAGCAAGCAACAAGCAAACCGGUCCAAAGCUCAGCGGUGCAGCUUCCCUCAAACCCCUCACCUCUGAACGCUCCAGCUGCGAAAAAGCCUGCCAUCUCAGUGAGAGGGAAAUGUGUACCUCACGCAGAGGACCGCUUCAGAAUAGAAGUGGGCUACCAUGCAGAGCUUAUUGCCGUUUUCAAAUCCAUCCCUUCCAAGAGUUAUGACCCUGCCACAAAGAAGUGGGACUUCAGUCUGGAGGACUAUCGACAGCUAAUGGAGCAAGCUGCCUCUAUUGCUUCCGUUUCUUUGAAGCCUCUAGAAGGAAUGGAAGCUUUGGACUUCACUGCAGCCACCUGCCGUCCUCGUGACGGUGCAGCGCUGGGGGCACUGCUGAAGCUGUGCAAUGGCUGGCAGAAACCUGAAGCCGUUCUGCAGGGCCAGUGCAUCCUGGUGACUCCGACAAAGUUCGAGGUUGACGUUGGUUAUCAUAUUGAUGUCGUUGCAGCGUUCAAGCAAAUGCCAACAAAGAACUAUGACAUGAAAACAAGAAAAUGGAGCUUUUCACUUGAGGAUUACAAGAGACUGAUGGAUCUCCUCAGUGGGAUAACAGCAGUGGAGGUGGAGCCUCUGCCCAGGGCACUAAUCCAGGCCUUCUCUGCCAGUUUUGAAGGGACUGACGCCAGAUCUUUAGCCAUCCCUGAGGCAGACCUCUCCAGCAUCGACCCCUCGCUCACACACAGCCUUAUGCCCUUCCAGAGGGAGGGAGUCAAUUUUGCAGUGUUUAAACAAGGCCGUCUCCUGCUGGCCGACGACAUGGGCCUGGGAAAGACCGUGCAGGCCAUUUGCAUCGCAGCUUACUACAGGAACGAGUGGCCCUUGAUGGUGGUGGCUCCCUCCUCUGUACGAUUCACCUGGGCUGAGGCCUUCAGACGUUGGCUCCCUUCCCUGAGUCCUGACAGCAUUAAUGUGGUGGUGAAGGCCAAAGACAACCUGCGCUCUGGUUUGGUCAACAUCAUCAGCUACGACCUGCUGAGCAGGAUGGACAAGCAGCUGCCUGGAAAGCCCUUCAACAUUCUCAUCAUGGAUGAGUCUCAUUUUCUGAAGAACAUAAAGACAGCUCGCUGUAAGGCAGCUAUGGUCAUACUCAAGGCAGCAAAGAGGGUGAUUCUUCUGUCUGGGACUCCUGCCAUGUCCAGGCCCUCGGAGCUCUACACCCAGAUUCUGGCCGUCAGACCUUCACUCUUCCCUCGCUUCCAUGAGUUUGGGGUGCGCUACUGUAAUGCCAAACAGACAAAUUGGGGCUGGGACUAUUCCGGCUCGUCUAAUCUUGGGGAGUUGAAGCUGUUGCUGCAAGAGUGUCUGAUGUUGCGGCGUCUGAAGUCCGAGGUCCUGUCCCAGCUUCCCGCUAAACAGCGCAAAGUUGUCACGGUGACCAUAGACGGGAUUAACGCUCGCUUGAAAGCAGCUCUGUCGGCUGCUGCCAACGAGUUGGCCAAGGGGCAUCGCAAUAAAACGGAGGAGAAGGACGCCCUCCUCGUUUUCUAUAACCACACAGCUGAAGCCAAGUUACAAGCUAUUAUGGAGUACAUCACAGACAUGCUGGAGUGUGGGAGGGAGAAGUUUCUCGUGUUCGCACAUCAUAAGUUAGUCCUGAAUCACAUCACCUCUGAACUUGGGAAAAAGGGCGUCUUCUUCAUUCGUAUCGAUGGGGCCACCCCAUCAGCUGAGCGGCAGCAGCUGUGCGAGACAUUCCAGUUCACGGCCAAAGCCUGUGUGGCUGUACUGUCCAUCACUGCAGCUAACAUGGGUCUGACCCUGCACUCUGCAGACCUGGUGAUCUUUGCUGAGCUGUUCUGGAACCCCGGAAUUCUCAUUCAGGCAGAGGACCGGGUGCACCGUAUUGGACAGACCAGCAAUGUGAACAUUCACUACCUGGUUGCUAAGGGAACUGCUGACGAUCACCUGUGGCCAAUGAUCCAACAAAAAAUGAAUGUCUUGGAGCAAGUGGGUCUUUCUGAGUCGAACCUCUCAGACAAGGCAGUCAGUGCCAGCUUUCACUCGAAGGACCCGAAACAGAGGAGCAUCAUAGAGAUGUUUCAGAGAUCUUUCACUGCAGAUGACGACAUAGACGAAAGCGACCUACUGGAGGCUGCUGAGGUCUGGGACGACACUCCGACUGAGAACAAUUCCGGACAACAUCACAACAUGACUGGACAAACUCGCGUGGUUGAUUAUUUCAGCAGAUAACUGAAUUAUUACUUUCACUUAUCAUGACAGAUGUAAACUUACUUUGUUCUGCCUCUGUUCUAUAAUGUAAAAUAACAGUCUAAUAAACCUAUAUAUAAGAGAAAAUAAGUAAAUGUAACUCAAGACUGCUUUGAUAAUCUUUGGAAAACCUGGCAGCCCACUAGGAUUACUGGGCGUACAUUUGAAAGGUUGUUUUUUUUCUUCUUCUUUUUCUUUUCACACUACUUUUUAUGGAAGUGUCAAGAAAGUAUAAGUUAAGCAGUCCAUUAUUUGAAUUAUGCAAUAAAAUAGUUUAUUUCUC
Molecule: messenger RNA, 2953 nt
Organism: Solea solea (common sole)
Lineage: Eukaryota; Metazoa; Chordata; Actinopteri; Pleuronectiformes; Soleidae
Gene: smarcal1
Product: SWI/SNF related, matrix associated, actin dependent regulator of chromatin, subfamily a-like 1
Exons: 17
Coding region: 1-2652 (883 amino acids)
Biological process (GO): DNA repair; replication fork processing
Cellular component (GO): nuclear replication fork
Molecular function (GO): ATP binding; ATP-dependent chromatin remodeler activity
Source: RefSeq, a predicted model, not a curated record